AUGGCUCAAGGCCUGAUCAAGAAACCUUCCAAACCCGCUGCGGCGUCCAAAUCCUCCGCAGGCCUGACAAAGAAAGGCCGUGGCACCGUCACGCCGAAAAAGGCGAAGCUGCUCAAACAAGCCAAGAUCAAUAAGAAGUACACAGUUGGCCUGACAGCGAAGACGGAAGCCAUGCUCGGCGAAAGGGUGGGACAUCUAGAGUUGCUGGGACAUGGCAGGAAGAAGAACACAGGUGCGGAUGCUAGCAAGAGCGGAAAGAAGAGUGGGAAGAAACCAUAG
This is a messenger RNA of Exophiala xenobiotica, 279 nucleotides long. RefSeq lists its product as uncharacterized. Bases 1 to 279 code for a protein of 92 amino acids. NCBI's taxonomy places the organism in Eukaryota, Fungi, Ascomycota, Eurotiomycetes, Chaetothyriales, Herpotrichiellaceae. The record is from RefSeq and is a predicted model, not a curated record. The transcript has a single exon.